Messenger RNA from Chanos chanos (milkfish), 1728 nucleotides. RefSeq names its product G protein-coupled receptor kinase 6 (gene grk6). Gene Ontology annotation, cellular component: cytoplasm. Gene Ontology annotation, molecular function: ATP binding; G protein-coupled receptor kinase activity. Gene Ontology annotation, biological process: protein phosphorylation; regulation of signal transduction; signal transduction. The transcript has 16 exons. The record is from RefSeq and is a predicted model, not a curated record. The coding region runs from base 1 to 1728 and encodes 575 amino acids. Lineage: Eukaryota; Metazoa; Chordata; Actinopteri; Gonorynchiformes; Chanidae.
AUGGAGCUCGAGAAUAUCGUGGCCAACACCGUUCUCCUCAAGGCGAGAGAAGGAGGCGGCGGAAACAGAAAAGGCAAAAGCAAGAAAUGGAAACAGAUGCUCCAGUUCCCUCACAUCAGCCUGUGUGAAGAGCUGCGCCAGUCUAUCGAGAAAGACUACAACAGCCUUUGCGAGAAGCAGCCAAUUGGACGGAUGCUUUUCCGGCAGUUCUGCGACACCAGGCCCGAACUCAAAUGCUGCGUGGAGUUUCUGGACGCCGUGGCUGAAUACGAAGUGACUCCAGACGAGAGGAGACGAGAGUGUGGACAGGAACUUCUGGAAAAAUACUUCAACCCAAAGUCAGAGAAUUAUGUACCUGAGGUUUCUGAGGAGAUGGUGUCCAAAUGCGCUGGACGCCUGCAGCAGGAGGCGUGUAAAGAACUUUUCAUGGAGUGCACCAAGCUGAUCCAUGACUAUCUGAGUGUGGCUCCCUUCGCCGACUACCUCGACAGUAUGUUCUUCAACCGCUUCUUACAGUGGAAAUGGCUGGAGAGGCAACCUGUGACGAAGAACACGUUUCGGCAGUACAGGGUGCUGGGUAAAGGUGGAUUUGGGGAGGUGUGCGCGUGCCAGGUGCGGGCGACAGGAAAGAUGUACGCCUGUAAAAAGCUGGAGAAGAAGAGGAUUAAGAAGAGGAAAGGAGAGGCCAUGGCCCUGAAUGAGAAACAGAUCUUGGAGAAAGUGAACAGUCGGUUUGUAGUGAGUUUGGCUUACGCGUAUGAGACUAAAGACGCGCUCUGCUUGGUCCUCACGUUAAUGAACGGGGGAGAUCUGAAGUUUCACAUCUACCACAUGGGCGAGGCGGGAUUCGAGGAGAACAGAGCGGUCUUCUACGCCGCAGAGAUCUGCUGCGGACUUGAGGACCUCCACAGAGAGAGAAUCGUCUACAGGGACCUGAAGCCAGAGAAUAUUCUGCUAGAUGACCACGGUCACAUCCGCAUAUCGGACCUGGGCUUGGCCGUGCACGUGCCUGAGGGUCAGACCAUCAAAGGUCGCGUUGGGACCGUCGGUUACAUGGCACCGGAGGUGGUGAAGAACGAGCGUUACACGUUCAGUCCUGACUGGUGGGCAUUGGGCUGUCUGCUCUACGAGAUGAUCGAGGGCCAGUCGCCGUUCCAGCAGAGGAAGAAGAAAAUCAAACGGGAGGAGGUGGAGAGGCUCGUCCGGGAGGUGGAGGAGGAGUAUUCCAGCAAGUUCUCCGACGACGCCAAGUCCCUCUGCAAGAUGCUGUUGGCCAAAGACCCCAGUGAGAGGCUGGGCUGUCAGGGGGGCGGAGCGUCAGAGGUGAAGGCCCACCCCAUCUUCCGCUCCAUCAACUUCAAACGGCUGGAGGCGGGGAUGCUGGAGGCCCCCUUCAUACCUGACCCCCAGGCUAUCUACUGUAAGGACGUUCUGGACAUUGAGCAGUUCUCCACCGUGAAGGGAGUGGAGCUGGAGCCCAAAGACGAGUCUUUCUACAGCAAAGUGUCCACGGGCAGUGUCCCCAUACCGUGGCAGAAUGAGAUGAUUGAAUCCGAGUGCUUCAAGGAGCUCAACGUGCUACAUUUGGACGGGACGGUACCUCCGGACCUGGACUGGCGGGGCCAGCCGUCACCCCCUCCUAAACAGGGAUUGCUCCAGAGGCUUUUUGGGAGACAGGAAUGCUGUGGAAAUUGUAGUGACAGUGAUGAAGAGCCCACGCGACUGUGA